Colletotrichum navitas is the source of this 349-nucleotide messenger RNA. RefSeq lists its product as uncharacterized. Bases 14 to 256 code for a protein of 80 amino acids. The transcript has a single exon. The record is from RefSeq and is a predicted model, not a curated record. NCBI's taxonomy places the organism in Eukaryota, Fungi, Ascomycota, Sordariomycetes, Glomerellales, Glomerellaceae.
AGUAAAUCCGUUCAUGACGGCGGGUUUGGUCAGCGAGAGAGAUACUCCCCCCUCCCCUUCACAGCGAAAGAGUAAGAAUUUCCGAGGGCAAGCUUACCCAAGUCAAGUCAACUACGAAUCUGACGACGUUGCCCGUCUGCAGCGAUAUUCCCAAACAGUCGUGGUAGCCCCCCCUCCUCUCCCUCGGACGAACGUGUGCUUCGUGCAGCGGACGGGUUUCGACGGACCAACGGGCUCACUCACCCAACGCCCCUGAAAGGUUAUCCGUACGCUCGACUGCGAGAGGCGAUCAAAAUUUAAAGCAAGGUAUAUAUCGCAGCGUGAGAAGAGAGGCGCAACCAGCGCGGCG